Messenger RNA from Pomacea canaliculata, 1905 nucleotides. Its product is annotated as myosin heavy chain, embryonic smooth muscle isoform-like. The record is from RefSeq and is a predicted model, not a curated record. The transcript is spliced from 2 exons. Gene Ontology annotation, cellular component: myosin complex. Lineage: Eukaryota; Metazoa; Mollusca; Gastropoda; Architaenioglossa; Ampullariidae. The coding region runs from base 499 to 996 and encodes 165 amino acids.
CACACACACACGUCCUCGUUGCUACAUCAGAACACUCUCUCUCUCACAGCACACGUCACCUUUGUCACACCAGGAUGUGUAUAGAUGGACUGCUGUCUGUCUGCCGAGACCAAAGCUUCGCCUCUUGCCAAGUUCUCCGCUGUUAGUGUCGGCGAGCCGUAACAAUGACUGUGAAUAAACCGGAAGCUUUGUACACAGCUGCCUGGUUUUAGUAGUUGAGUGGAAAAAUCGUCUGCCAGCAGUCCAGUCAUACCAUUUCGUGGUUAUAUAUGAACACUCUCUGGCAGCCAGACAUCCUCUCCGUUACACCUGAACACUCGCUGGCAGGCAGAGGGCGACGACUGCCCUGAAACACGAACACCGAGAACGUUGCCAGUUGAGGGACGUCACGUGACUUUUUCCAUAGCGGCUCUGAACGCUCAGUAUGACCGUGAUGCAGCUGGUCGUGAGGAGCUGGAUGAGGAGUCUAAGAGACCAUUGCUUAAACAGACACGACAAAUGAAAGCAGAGCUUCGGGAUGAGCGUAAGCAGAGAGCCAUAACAGCAACUACUCGCAGUGAGUUGCGAGGAGGUCUGCAAGGCUUAGAGCAGAGAGUGGAGAUGGCCAACAAAGUGAAGGAAGAUGCUGUUAAGCGAUACAAGAAGCUGGCAGCUCAGAUGGAGGACUGCCAGCGCGAAGUUAAAAAGGCUCGCAUUGCACUGGAGGAAAUGGCUGCAGCCCUAAAAGAUGAUGACAAGCGAGUGAAGAACUUGCAAACAGAGCGUUCAAUGUCGCUGAAGCUCCAAAAUCAGAGGCUGGUCAUUGAGCGCCAGGACAAAGAGACGCGUGACAAACCUUGGGAGCUGGAGGGGUACAACCGAGCUCCUACUAAGGCUGACAUAGCUACCCUUGAGAGUAAGAUUGUCAAGCUGGAGGAACAGCUUGACCAAGAAGCAAAAGAACGUUCGUCACAGGUUCAUACCAAUCGCAAGGUGGAAGAAACGCAGCAAAACUAACACUCCAGGGGAGGCCAUCCCCGGUGAGCAGAACGUCGAGCGGACUUGUAAAGCCGGUCAUAUCCUACAACAGGAUAAGUGACUAGAUGGCCCACCCCGAGGGUAAUUAGAGUUCAUGGAGGUCAUAUCCUACAACAGGAUAAGUGACUAGAUGGCCACCCCGAGGGUAAUUAGAGUUCAUAGAGGUCAUAUCCUACAACAGGAUAAGUGACUAGAUGGCCACCCCGAGGGUAAUUAGAGUUCAUGGACAGGCUGAGCAGCAGGCAUCACGCGUAUAGUCUAAUGUCGCGGUGCUCCAUCUUGGGGGACAUGUGUCGCGUGUCGCAUGCUGACUCAGCCUGAGUCUUGGUCCUGGGGGAAGGGGGGGCUGUUGCAUCAAUAAAGUUUGACGUCAUUUUGUUUGGUGACGUUUUUUUUUUUUUGAUGAGGAGGACGGGGAAGAACCAUCAUGGAGGAAGUUUUAACUGUGCGGUGACUACCGUUGAAGACACGGGGACCAGUGUGGUGAUUACCGUCGGAGAGACGAAGACUUGUUAGUGACUACCGUUGAAGGAACCGUGGUGGCUGUUGCCGUGAGGAAGCCUGAGCCUGGUUGUCACGGCGGUUCUGUUGCGGGAACGGAACUGUCUGGAGUUGUGGGUGGUGUCGGUUGGCGUCCGGUUGGGAGGCGUUUGUUCUUUUUUUUUGUUGUUGUUGUUUUUUGGUUUUUGGGGUUCGUUUUUUAUUUUGUCUAUAUAUUUGUAGCGUCGUUUCGUGUGCGUGUUGGUCUGUUCGGCGCUGGGAGUGGCUGGAUACGUCGCUACACGUGACAGUGGGUGGUACAUAUAUAUAUAUAGUGAGCUGGGUGUGGGUGGUACAUAUAUAUAGUGAGCUGGGUGUGGGUGGUACAUAUAUAUAUAGUGUACUGGG